Aspergillus puulaauensis is the source of this 615-nucleotide messenger RNA. RefSeq names its product putative cysteine dioxygenase Cdo1. Bases 1 to 615 code for a protein of 204 amino acids. Gene Ontology annotation, molecular function: cysteine dioxygenase activity; ferrous iron binding. The record is from RefSeq and is a predicted model, not a curated record. Gene Ontology annotation, biological process: L-cysteine catabolic process. NCBI's taxonomy places the organism in Eukaryota, Fungi, Ascomycota, Eurotiomycetes, Eurotiales, Aspergillaceae. The transcript has 5 exons.
AUGGAACUUUAUACCUCAAACCAAGAUGAAUGGCAUAGUUUCGCUUUAGAAGACCUAAACAGGUCUUACACGAGGAACCUUAUCGACGAAGGGAACGGAAAGAGUAACCUGGUGAGCUCCCCUGUGUUAACAGGGAUUAUUCCCUACUUUUAUCAUUAUUCGGAUCAGCCUAUAGGUAUAGAUUUAUUUUUACGGUCGUUGUACAUGUUCCUGACGGUUCUUUUACGUGCGCGUUUGAGCAGAGAGAGUCCUGGAAGGGGUAGCACCAUUCACGACCACGCAAAUGCGCACUGCGUUAUGAAGGUUUUGAAAGGCACUCUUCAAGAAACCUUAUACACAUGGCCGGACCAGGAAAGAGUUGAACGUGGACAGGUUUCUCCUCCUCAGGUCAAGAAAGUGACUACGUAUGGUGAAAAUCAAGUCACCUACAUGUCUGACAAAUUGGGCUUGCAUAGGAUCCACAACCCGGAUCCCAACGAUGUGGCUAUCUCUUUACACCUUUACACACCGCCGAAUGCCGCAAAUUACGGCUUUUCCAUCUUCGAUGAAACAUCCGGAAAGGCAUGCCACAUCAAGCAGUCGCAUUUCUACUCAAUUAGAGGCGAACGAACAUGA